Anthonomus grandis grandis is the source of this 2437-nucleotide messenger RNA. Its product is annotated as protein O-mannosyl-transferase TMTC4-like. Gene Ontology annotation, molecular function: protein binding; mannosyltransferase activity. The coding region runs from base 205 to 2349 and encodes 714 amino acids. The record is from RefSeq and is a predicted model, not a curated record. Gene Ontology annotation, cellular component: endoplasmic reticulum. NCBI's taxonomy places the organism in Eukaryota, Metazoa, Arthropoda, Insecta, Coleoptera, Curculionidae. The transcript has 12 exons. Gene Ontology annotation, biological process: protein O-linked glycosylation via mannose; endoplasmic reticulum unfolded protein response.
UUGUCAUAAUAUGUUGAUGUUUAGAUAAAUAUUGUUUUCAUUAAAAAAUAUCGAUUUUCUUCUAUGAAACAAUUUUUCUUCUACAAUUUAACAAAAAUGGUAACAGAGAAUACAACUUGAUGCUACUGCAAAUAACGUAAAACUUGUAGAAUUUUAUCCCUAAAUCAAAUAUAAGGGACAAAUUGCCACAAUAUACAAAAUAAUAUGGAACCUAACGCAAAUUCAAACAAAUUCAUCGCCAUUUCUUCCUGUGCAUGGGCAAGUCAUUUUCUUUCUCUUUGGGGCGGAUUCGCAUUUGACGACUCCGAGGCCAUAGUCAAAAACAAAGAUAUAUUGCCCAGCACUCCAAUCGAAAAUGUUUUUAGAAAUGAUUUCUGGGGAACUAACAUAGCCUUAAAUGUUAGUCAUAAAAGCUACAGACCUCUUACAGUAUUAUCAUAUAGGUUAAAUAUGUUCUUUUCAAAUAGCCGUUUGGACGCUUUUCAGUUUCAUACGGCUAACGUUGUGCUGCAUGGCAUAUUAUCCAUUAUGAUGGUACCAUUUUUUGAAUGUUUGCUCAAACGGCGAAAAAAACGAAAAUCGUUGUGUCCUUGGGACGAUCCUGCAUUUACUGCUGCGUUGAUGUUUGCUGCACAUCCCAUUCAUUCCGAGGCAGUGGCAGCUUUGGUCGGAAGGGCUGAUAUUUUAAGUGCAAUAUUGUUUAUUUCUGUUAUAAUUUUUUAUAAAAUUCCUUCGAGUUUUUUUGGCUGGUUUGUUAUGGUACUGGUCUUGACUAGUGCAGCAGUUUUGUGCAAAGAAACUGCUAUAACCGUAUUGGGUGUAUGCGUACUAUACGAAAUAUAUUUAAGAAAAAAACCCUCCAAAUUAUGGGAGGAAGUGUUUACUCAAAAGUUAUUGAUAAGACUCUGUUCGUUAGUUGUUAUAGGCUCUAUAAUAAUGUUUCUUAGGCUUAAAAUAAUGAAUUUUGAAGGUCCCACUUUCAGCCCUACUGACAACCCAGCAGCUUUUGCCGAUAGUUUUUUGACAAGGGUCUUGUCUCACAGCUACAUUUACCUUAUAAACGUAGUUUUGCUCAUAUGGCCAAAUUGGAUGUGUUUCGACUGGUCAAUGGGUUGUAUUCCGUUAAUUGAAAGUUAUACUGAUUUUAGGAUAUUGUGGGUUAUUUGUUUUUGGUUAAUUGUUGCUGCUGUUGCCUUUAAAAUAAUUAAAGAUUUAUUUUUGAAAGAGAAAAUAGAUGUUUCAGUUAUGGGUGUGAGCCUGAUAGUAAUCCCAUUUCUCCCCUCAAGCAACUUAUUCCUAAAAGUAGGUUUUGUCGUAGCAGAAAGAACUUUGCUACUACCAAGCGCCGGUUGGUGUUUGCUAGUAGCCGUUGGCCUUGAAAAGCUCAAAAACCGUUACGAAAACAUUAAAAUCAUAUUUACAAUAUUUUAUAUAAUAUUAAUAAGCACGUUUAUAACGAGAAGUAUUUAUAGAAACUAUGAGUGGGUCACAGAGGAUAGACUUUUUAAAUCUGCCUUGAAGGUUUGCCCAUUAAACGCGAAAGUACAUUAUAAUAUUGCUAAGAUCGCAGCAGAUCAGGGUAACAAAGAAGAAGCUCUUAGAGGAUACAAAAAAGCUCUCGAAAUGUAUCCAAACUAUGAACAAGCAAUGAACAACUUAGCAAAUUUGCUUAGAGAAAGCGGGCAGCUAGAGGAAGCUGAAGCUUUACUUCGAACUGCGGUGCAGGUUAGACCUAACUUCGCUGCAGCCUGGAUGAAUUUAGGAAUAGUCCUAAGUAGCAAAGGCUACUUAGAAGAGGCCGAAAAAGCCUACAAAACCGCCUUGAGGCAUAGAAUGAGGUACUCAGAUGCCCAGUACAAUUUGGGCAAUUUAUAUUUGGAUUUGGGAAGACAUCAGGAAGCUCUUGCGGCAUGGAAAGAAGCAGUACGCUUACGUCCAACUCAUUCGGCCGCCUGGGGAAAUGCACUCGCUCUCUUAGACUCGGACGGACGUACCCAUGAGGCUGUUGAACUGGGUAUUUUAGCUUUGCAGCACGUUCCCAGAGCACCCGCCAUACACUUUGCUUUGGGAAAUGUUUUAGGGAAAUUAAACAGGUUCCCAGAGGCGGAAACACAUUUUUUGCAAGCCAUCAAAUUAAACGAAAAUAAUGCUCUAUAUUAUUCCAAUUUAGGUGUACUAUAUCACCGUUGGGAGAAACGAAAUAAGGCGGAACAAAUGUACUUAAUGGCCUUGAAUUUGGAUCCCGAUCUGAAGUCGGCCCAAGUUAAUUUGCGCAAGCUCAUAACCUCGAAUAAUAGUGCUCAGUUAAAGAAUCAUUCCAAUAAUCAUUCCAAGAAACUUAGUACCUAAUUUUUAUUGUUUUGAUUUUGUAAUGAUCAGUUGUGAUAUUGUGAUAUAUUGUUUAAUUUUUUAUUUGAAUAUAUGUAUUUUGUUUUUA